This is a messenger RNA of Jatropha curcas, 2581 nucleotides long. RefSeq names its product AP2/ERF and B3 domain-containing transcription factor At1g50680. The record is from RefSeq and is a predicted model, not a curated record. Gene Ontology annotation, biological process: regulation of DNA-templated transcription. NCBI's taxonomy places the organism in Eukaryota, Viridiplantae, Streptophyta, Magnoliopsida, Malpighiales, Euphorbiaceae. Gene Ontology annotation, molecular function: DNA-binding transcription factor activity; DNA binding.
AAGUGGCAGGUAUCUAAUUAGUUAGAGUUUGAAAAUAAAAUUUGAGGUUUUUCAAAUCAAAAUACUAUCAAUAAAUUAAUCCCAGAUUCUGCAGUCUGAUUUUUGCUGCAAUUACCUCAUUUUCGUAAACUAAAACUUGGUAUUUUCCUCUUCAGAUGUAUUCUUAGUGAUCUGAAUUGGGAUCCAAACUGGGAUAGACAAAAAAUACAUUUUAAACACUAAAUAUUACUUUGCAUGAAAGGAAUAGUUGCAAUGUGUACAGAACGCCAAAAACACAAUAUGCAAGAAUGGAACUAGGAUAGGAAAGAAGAAUAAGAAAAAUGAAAAAAAGAAGAGUAAGAAAAAUAAAACUUGUGUUACAAAUUGUUACAGCAAAAGCAAAAUCAGAAAUAGAAAAGGAAGAAAGCGUAGUUCACAUUGGCAUCUGCAACUCACAAUAUGAUCCUUUAGCUCAGGUUAUGUGCCUCUUCUUCAUUGUUCUCUCUUUCAUUUUCCUAGACUGCUAAAUCCUGCUCUAGGCAUAGGCUGAUUACUUGAAAGGAACAACUGUCUUCUUGAUUGAUCGUUUUCACAGCAUAAAGACCCUUUUUUACCACUUUGCUAUAUUCAGACAUUCUUUAUCAUUCUAGUUUUCUCUUAAACAACUGCAUGAAGUGAUUGCAUUUCUUUUUCUUGUACUAAAACAUAUAUUAAAAAACUCUUGUUAUCAAAUAUUGUUUUCGAAUAUUUAUUUAUUUGGAAGCUGUAAUAAAUUUCAGACUUGAAACGAAUUGAAUUGUCAACCCUUAAUUAGACCCAUCUAACGAUCAUGGCGUGUCUAAAUUCCAUUUUCUUGAUUGAGAAAUGAGUAUUUGCUGUCCAUUUUUACAAUAGUUUUGCAUAUUUUGGAAGUAAUCUACAUUUAGAAAUGAAUAUCUAACAUUUGUUAUCAUAAAAUCCAACUGCAAAUAGAAAUUAAAGUUGACAAAUAACUUUUGUUCUUCUAUAAUAAGAAGUGAAUGAAAUAUUCAGAAAGAAAAAUACUUUCACUGAACUUGAACUAAACAUUGAUCUGAGCAUAUCAAGUAAUUGGGAUUACUAACUCUAAACCAUUGUUGCUUUUUUAUCACCAUGUAAAAUCAGUUGGCAACUUUAAUAUCAACAGGUGAGUUUUAAUAAAAAAGAUAUAAAAAUCACUUAGAUAACAGUAGAGCCAUGGUAGUACUAAUUAAAAUUUCCAAACCAUCAUAUAUUGCCUUCUGUAGUUACCAUUUAUGGUUUAUAAGACAUCAAAUAGAAAUAUAGCCUAAUCUAAGUUGUACUUACUGUUCUUUGAAUAAGGUUAGUCUUUUUGCCGAGUGGUUUCAUUAAUUUUCAGGUUCACAAUAGGAAUCUUGUAAACACCUUCCAAAAAAUGAAUAUUUUCUGCGAACUAACGCUAAAGGUAGAAAUGUUCUAGACUUAGCAUUGUAGCUCAGAAUUACUAUAACCAACUCUUUAUUGUGCUGUACUAAUUUAAUAUCUACCUACUAAACUAUGUCCUUUCUGCUUAUAAAUACACAAUAAGCUUAAUUUAAUAUCUACUAUGCACAUUUCUUUAAUUUCCAUUGUUCUUACAAUAUUGUGAACUUCAAUAUGGAGUUGGAGUGGCAUUCAGAUUCAAGCAUGAGUUCAAACUCAAACAUUAUCAGCAACAAUCAGCGGAUGAAAGAAAAUUACAGCAGCACAAGUACUUGGUCGAAAUAUAGAGGAGUGAUUUGGCUCAAAAGUGGGAAAUGGGGUGCACGAAUCGCCUUCAGGUACAAGGCUUACUGGCUUGGAACAUAUGAUACAGAAGAAGAAGCAGGAAUGGCUUAUGAUAGGGCAUGCAUCAAACUUCAAAGAAGCGAUGCGCCUCUUAACUUCCCUAUGCAUAUGUACUCAGUGCAAGAGACCAAGUUUCAGAGUCAUUACUCAAAUGAGGAUAUUCUUGAUAUGAUCAAGGAUAAGAGCUACUUAUCCAAAUUUGAAAAAUAUAUUGCAGAUCAAUCUUUGGUAAGCGAAUUGGGGGGAAUGGCUCAAAGAGGGUUAUCUUACAGAAUGCUUUUUCGAAAGGAAUUGACACAAACUGAUGCUACUCAUAUAAAAGGCUUUCAUAUUCCUAAAGAGUAUGCGAUUGAGUACUUUCCUCCACUUUCUGCAGGAGAUGAGAAUGAGAACAAGUCCAUUGAAUUGACCUUUUAUGAUAAGCAUUCUUGUCCAUGGACUUUUCGGUAUUCAUACUGGAAAAGUACUCAGACAUUUGUGUUUACAAAAGGGUGGAGACAUUUCCUGAAGAUGAAUAACCUGAAGCCAAAAGAUUGUGUCUUUUUCUACAGAUGUGAGCAUCAAAAGGAGAGUCAAGGGAGAGGGUUUUAUUACAUGAUUGAUGCACAGCGUGUUAGUGUGGAUGGUGAUUCUGGGAAUGUAGACAAGGCAAGGCAAUUGAUGAGGAAGAAAUUAAACAAUGAAGAACUGGUUGAAGACAUGGAAGAAGAGAAGACAAGUAAUAACAAUGGAGUUAUGCUUUUUGGUGUUCAGAUUGGAAAAACAAGUGAAUAUAAGCAAUUUAUUUAAUUUGUUA